AACGAUCGGUGAAACAUCGGUGAUUGCCACGAAUCUUCCUACCAAAACGAUCCUAAACAGCGUGUAUGUAGUGCAUGGUUUUCGAAUCGGAUUAGUUUCUUGGAUAUUAGUUAACGGCCAAAAUGUCGUCGUCGGCGUCGCGACGCCAUGACCCUAAUCCUAACGGCGGGUCGGUUUAAAAAGACCAGUCGUUGCUAUGCGCGCAAAGUUCGGAGGGUCUUCGUAACCUUCAUGGGAUUAACGUGUCUCGUCGCAGAUGAGUGUGGGCAGAGUGGCGGUGAUCCAGACAGCGACGAAGACGUCAUCAUAGACUACCAUCUGGCCGAGAUGCUGCCACGGCCAGGACCGCUGCCCACCAUCAGCGUGACCCCACAUUCGCCGGCGAACAAGACUUAUCCGGUUCUUGAGGACACCCUCCACCAGCUCAGGGAGCUCCACGAAACAGUCGAGCGUAUGAUCGAUGUCACCGGAAGACGAAUAAAAAAUCCGAAUAUUAUUCUAGAGCCGCUGCUAAUUCACACGCGACUGAGCGCAAGUUGUCCGACGUUGAACGAAUCCGUGCCAGAACUGGAAACGCUCGGGGGUUCUUUAGGUUCGUCACCUCUGCAUCAGCCGCACAGCAGAAAGGGAAGCGGUACGCAAGAUUGGUUAUGUCAACCGGAAGCGCAGAGGAGGAGAUCAUGGACGGCGCUGGAGGAUUUGAGUGGAACCAAGGAGAAGACGAAACACGGGAGGCAAAGAAGCAUGUCUUUGAGCAGUAUGGAAUCGGAUCCAGAUGAAUCUUCCAUUAUAGAUAACGUGGAUGGCGUGGCGAAGAGACUUCUGGGAGCUUCGGAUCCUUCGGCGGUUUCUGUUAGUCGGAGAGGCACUAGGACAGGUGGUGGUGCAAGUACUCAUUCCUUGAACGAAGCCGAUCUUCAGAAUGAUUUCAAUAAAAUCAAAGCAAAACGCGAGGCGGAACAGCUGAGAUUACCGGCGAGGCUUCCUCUGCAGAAAUCCGUAUCGACACCUUCCAUCAUCGCCGUUCGAGAUUUAGUUCCUGAGCCAGCCCUAGUCGGAGCCCAACCGACUCUGCCGAUCUUGGUGUGUAGGGGCAGACCGAGCGGAACGGAGAGCGAGACCGAGGAGGAAGUUUGUCGUUCCACACGUGCCCAUUACGACCCUCAUCACAUCUCCCAUCUGCACCACGUCGCCUACGAUCCGCAGCUGGAGAAGAGGAGGAAGCGCGGAAGUCUGUUCUUCAGGAAGAAAAAGGAUAAAAGCAAGAAAAUCACCCAUCAAUGGGUCUCGGCUAGUUACGGUUCCACCCACAAUUGCGACUUCUGCGGUAAACUAUUAAGCAAUAAACCAGCCUUGUACUGCGAGAACUGUUUGACGACGGUGCACCAGAAUUCCUGUAAAGAUAACAUUUUGGAAUGCACGAAACCGAAAGGAUCUAAGAAUUCCGGUAAAAUUGGGGCUUUCGCAGUGUCGCAAUUAUCGAAUUCGAAAAGUUCGUUGACGAAACGCGGAUCCGGCUCGUUCAGCACGAGCAGCCAAAGCAGGAGGAGCCAGCUGUGCUACUCACCCUGGCGCAGGGUUGCCACCAAACUGGGAGUGAACCAAAUAUUGUGCGAUGAUACGGACCACAGCCACCACGACUCUGCUAGCUGCAGCUUCGCCGAAGACGUGCCCUUUGUGCAGCUGGAGUUUCUAUCGGACUCGCAGAUCACGGCGUCCGAUCUGUGCCCGGACACGAGUCUCGGUCUACACGAAGGAGAACCGGAUUCGUGGACAUCCUGCGUCGGGAAGGAAAUCGCAAGGAAACUUAAAGAGAAGGAGGUGAAGAGGCAGGAGCAUAUUUAUGAAUUUAUCCUGACAGAGAAACACCAUUGCAUCACGCUGCUGGUGAUGCAGAAGAUCUUCGUGGAUGGAUUGCAGAAGUACUUUCAUCUUGGUGCGAGAUUGGAGCACAUGUUUCCCAGGUUGGCCGAUUUGAUUGAACUUCAUUUGGGGCUGUUGUCCAGGCUGAGGCUUAGGCAGCGAGAAGCCCCUAUUGUGACGACAAUCGCCGAUAUUCUGCUCGACGAGUUCUCCAAUAUUCGAGCGACGAAACUAAAGUCAGCUUAUGGUGAAUUCUGCAGCAGACAUCGCGAUGCCGUUGAGAGCUACAAAUGUUACUUGCAAAGUGACGCUCGUUUCGGACAAUUCGUCCGACAUUGCCAGCAGAAUCCGCUGUUAAAAAAGAAAGGAAUCCCCGAAUGCAUACUGUUCGUAACGCAGAGGCUCACCAAGUAUCCUUUACUGAUCGAACCUCUGAUCAAAACCAGCAAAGACAAUCGCAAAGAGCAGGAGGCUCUUCAGAGAGCUUUAGCCUUGGUCAAGGAAAUUCUCGUUGAGGUUGACGCCCAGGUGGCCGAAAAAGAGAAGGAGGAUAGAAAACUUGAAAUAUACAAUAAGAUUGACGCCAAAUCGUACACCAUACAUCGCGAGAAUAAAUUCAAAAAAUCCGACAUCCUUCAAGGGAAUCGAUCGUUACGAUUCGAAGGCGUAGCCAUGCUCAUGCAGGGCCGUGGCAAAAUGCAAAUAGUUCUAGUCAUCGUCCUCUCCGACGUCCUGUUCUUCCUGCAGGAGAACUCCAAUAAAUACACUUUCUUCACACCCGACAAUAAAGCCGGCGUGGUGAGCUUGCAAAAGCUGUUGGUCAGGGAGAAAGCGGGACAAGAAUCGCGUGGAAUUUACCUGAUUUCAUCAAAUCCAGCCGAUCCGGAGAUGUUCGAGCUGAAGGUGCAUAAACCCAAAGACAAGCAGGUCUGGAUCCAAGCGAUCAGAUCUGCUGUUCAAAAUUGUCCUGAGGACGAAGAGGACAACGCCGCCAUGAGUCAAGAAGAGAAGCAAACACUUUUAAAUGCCAAACAAACUCAGAUCAAGCAUUUAGUUGACUCUGAUAUGGACAUUGAAGGUCUUCUGAGACAGAAGGACGUGGAACUGGCGCUACUUUUGGAGGAGAAAAUGUCACUGCAGUUGCAGAUGUUGGCGGCAGCCGGCUUGGAGCCUCCGUCUCCUCCAGGUUACAGUCAUUUGGUCAAUGAGAGCGCGAACACUGAUCAGAUGUGGAAGGAGGUGUUAACUGUAGUGAAUGAAUGGAAUCAACUCGUGGCUACUUCUUUGUUCGCAAACGGUACGAAUUUGGCGAGAAGCGUUAGCUCGGCUGGAGAGCAUCAGAGCAGCACCUACGUGUCUCCGAUUCUUCCUAAGAGGGCGGAAACGUUCGGAGGUUACGAUAACAGUAAUCCAGGUCCUCUGAAGCUCUUUGGAAGAAAGCUUUACACCGGUAUUACGCCGACAAUGCUUGGGCCGGAUCUCGAGAAUUUGAAGUCCGGAGAUUCCAGAUUAUUUGAGAAGCUUCCGUAUAGAAAUUGCGUUCUGACUGCUCCACCACCACCGAUGACGAACGGAAAUACGUUGACGACACCAUGCGAACCAAAUUUGGUUGUUAAUCAGGAGCAUGUCUUGGACAAGGAACAACAGUACGUUGCAGGACAAUUGUCGCAUUACGUUUACACCUUCUUCUCUGUGAUAUCGCAACUGAUGACCACCAACGAUUGCUUGCAAGCGCAGGUGGCGACGAUGAAAGGUGGUGGCGGUGAUAAACAUUACAGACACGAUCAGCAGCUGGAGGAGCUCAGGAAUCUGCAGGAUAAGUUGAACGCGGAGAAGGCGGCCUGGGCGGCGACCAAGGAACAGGAGAUGAAAGACCAGGAGGAGAGAAAAGCCGAACUGUUGAAGUGGCAGGAGCAGGUGCGUGCAGAACAGUCGGACGUGAAUCACCAAAGGGAGCAGCUGUACCGUAAGAUGGAAAUCCUCACGAAUCAGGGAUUGCUCAUAUCUCCGAACGUGGCGCUUCCCGUCACCGGACAGCUGGACGACAGCUCCGAGGAAAGCAGUCCUCAAUCCGAUAAUUCUUCGGCGGUUAGCAGCGGUGCGGCGCAUUCCACGUGCGAGCGCAAGAAAGAUCCCAAAUGGAAUAAGAGUCAGACGAAGUAUCAGAUCUCGAUGAACCUGAUCAGCAACAUCAACCAAGCGAAAGCUCCUCAGGUCUCCGUCAAGCAGCUCAUACCUUUGAAGCUUGCCUCUCGUUCGAGCUCGAAGAACGUGGGACAAGCAGUCGGACCUCAGCAGAUGACGGCGCAGGCGAAGAGGAACAGCACCGGUUACCAGAGGCUAGGAAACGAGAACUUUAGUCCAACUUCAGGAGAAGCUGCAUCCGUAAAGCAGAUGAUCCCGAUGAAGCUGUCGUCGCGCUCGAGCACCGGAAACGUCCAGCAAAUGGCGCCUUCCGGUCCUCAGCAAAUGCUUCCAUUGAAGCUGAGCGAAGAGGAGAAGGUAAGGAGGACAAGCACCGGCUACCAACGGUUGAGGAGUGAGAGUUUCAGUCCACCUUCCGGUGAAACGACUCCAACCUCGAUUCACAGCAGGACUGGUUCGAGUCCGGCGAUGAUGCAGGCGUCUCCUCCUCCGACAUCAUCCUGUCCGCCUAUCCUUCAGCAGCCACCUUCAGCAGGAUCGAAAGCAUCGCGCACCAACACUUAUCCGAAACUCCCGGAUAAGUUCAAGGUGCGUACAGGGGAUCAGGUGGCGCCCACCGAUGAAGAAGUCAUAUACUUUUGACGCGACGUUCGCAUCAAGUGAACUUGGCGAAAACUGUUUCACAUUCGGCAGUCAAAAUAAUCACAUAUUUCUAUAGCUAAUGACGAUAAUAAUAAUAAUAACUAUGAUUUCUCUCGUUGCCAAAAAAAAAUAAAAAAUAAGAAAAAAAAAAAAGUUAAAAUAUAACAAAGAAUCUUUAGUAAAGAAUGAUGUUAAUGAUGUGUGUUGGAGGAAGGAAGAAAUUUCAAACUGACUGAUGAUAUAGCGUUUUUCUUUUUUCGAUUCGACUGUCCGUCGUGUCCGUUGUUGACUUUACUUUAGUCCUUUGAUAGUUUCUUACAACUCGCUUGUCUUGGGUCUUCCACAAGUGAUUAUUUAUAUUAUAUUAUUAUAUUACGAUCAUUAUUAUUAUUAUUAUACAAGAAGGACACUAUACAUAUAAUAUAUUAAUAUAUAAACUAUUUCCUGCCUUUCUUUAAUGAGGAAAAGUACUCAAUCUUAAGACAAUACAAUAAAUAGUUGUUGUAGAUGAAACUGGAGAUGAUAUGACGAUGAAUGAAGAAUACAAUACAAAGAAUAUAUAUAUUUACAUUAUUUUCUCUUGAGUAUAUACUUGAAAUCAAAGAUGAUUAUACAACUAAAUAUAUAUAUAUUUGAUGAUGAUUAAAUUAGUGCAUUUAGAAUUGGAAUCGGGAUAGAAGUUACAAGAAUUAUUAAAUUUACACAGAAAUGAUGAUUAACGAAACAAGAAAAAAAAAAAUUAAAACAUGUUAUUUAGAGAGACAGAGAGUUGUUGACGUUUAGCUUUCUUUCCGAAAGACGAAAAACUUAAAUAUAUAUAUAAAUAUAAUAAACAGAAUUAAUUGUAAUAAUCUUUUACUUGUGUGGAUUACGUGUGUAUGUCUUCGCGGAUCUGACGAGGAUUAAUUUAUAAUCUAUAUUUAUUUUUAUUAAUUUAUUUUAUAAACGAUUUAUUAUUAUGUUGC
This is a messenger RNA of Nicrophorus vespilloides, 5615 nucleotides long. RefSeq names its product rho guanine nucleotide exchange factor 18-like. The record is from RefSeq and is a predicted model, not a curated record. The transcript is spliced from 25 exons. Gene Ontology annotation, molecular function: guanyl-nucleotide exchange factor activity. Gene Ontology annotation, biological process: regulation of Rho protein signal transduction. The coding region runs from base 148 to 4650 and encodes 1500 amino acids. NCBI's taxonomy places the organism in Eukaryota, Metazoa, Arthropoda, Insecta, Coleoptera, Silphidae.